UAUAAAAUUACAUUUUGUUAACAUUUCUUAAUCAUUGAAAUGAAGAAGUUGAAUAAGCCAUGUACUUGUAUAUCAUAUUGAAAUUUUAAUGCAUUAAUAAAAGUAAAAAAUAAAAAAAAUUCAAUGAAAACUGAACACGACUCUUAAAAGGCUUGUCCCCAUAUUUAUCUUUGCUCCCCCUUUUCUUCAGCCCCUAUUAUAAGCCCCUAAAUUCUUCAUGGUUCCAAGUAUUUCAGUGUAUGGUUAUGACCUGUGUGGACGUACAUCUUACAUAGCCAUUGUUACUCCGUUUCAAUAAAUUAUCAAAUGUGUGCGACUAUACCACUUCAGGAGAAAAAGUAACAGCAAUAGCACAGGUCAAUGCAAUACAAACAAACACAAAAUGCACGUAACAUAGCGAAAUAAAAUGUAAACAUUAUAGACAUAAUGUAAGAAAUACUACAUGUCAGCCAGGAGUUCCAGGUGUGCAAUCAGGUAAAACAAAUGAGAAAGGUAUAAUUAUAUACCCUUGUGGUGAUAUUGGAGAUAGGGAAACUAAUAUGGCAUAUAGCUAUUUACAAGUCAUAUUCAGCUUUAAGUUAUCAUACAAUAAUGAAUAUACAUGUAUAGUUUUUAAUGUUCUUUUUCAUAACACUUGUAAAUUUCAGAAUUAUGCAUUGUGUUAACUAAUCUUUGUACAUACUGUUUUAUUAAUUUUUUUCUUUUAAAUUUCUGAUGAUUUUGAGCUUCCUGACAUUGAGGUAUACCCAACACCUUCAGAAAUUACAGAUGCCAAGGCUAACUCUCUUUCAAAGGAGGACAGAAUUGAGGAUUCACCAAUCAUAGACCUGGAGGUAAAAGAGUUCUUUGAUCUCAUGGAAAUGAAGAUAAAGAGAAGAAAGAUGGCAGAAGACACUGUCAUAGCAUUUCCCGAUAAGGAGAGAAAAGUUAUAACAAUAAUAUACGAAGACCAUGGGGGGAUGUCCUUUACAAGACCAUUCUGUAAAGAUGACACUCUGCAGAGUAUUUUCACAUACAUUUGUAAAGAAGUGGAGGCUGAAAUUCUGCCUCCAGUAUUUCAUCUGGAAUGCAUGGCGCCAUUAAAAUGCCCUACUGCAAACUGCAAACACUGUUGGGAGCUAGACGCUAGCCACAGUUUACUAAUUUCAUCACUUCCAGAUGCACUGAUUAUAAAGGAAGGGAACUUCUUAAUGGAUGACACCAUUACAAACUAUGGGAAUGUAUUACUUUGAAGUUACGAAUGCUCAUUGCCAUCCACUGUCUGUUGUUUUAUUCAAUUGACACCUUAUACUCCACUCAUCAUGCAGAUGGGUCAUAUUCUGUAGAUACAUUAAUGUUUGCAUUUUACUACAUGCAAUGAACUAUUGAACUGAUUGAACAAAAAAUAUUGACAUUUACAUGUAUUGUAUGACUAGCAAGAUUUGAAUUUACAUGUAUAUCUAUGUAUUCUUUUGUUCAUCAUUAAAUGCAUAUUGUUCCAAUUGCAUAUUUCAAUUAUACCAAUUAUCAAUUAAUACAGUAUGAUGUACAUUAAAAGAGUUGUACAUGUAUGUAAAAUGCAAUGCAAGUCAUUGAUAAAAUUUCUUCUUGCUAUU
Ostrea edulis (European flat oyster) is the source of this 1595-nucleotide messenger RNA. RefSeq lists its product as uncharacterized. Bases 855 to 1232 code for a protein of 125 amino acids. The record is from RefSeq and is a predicted model, not a curated record. The transcript has 7 exons. Lineage: Eukaryota; Metazoa; Mollusca; Bivalvia; Ostreida; Ostreidae.